AUGGAGAGUCCGUCUUCGACGUUUGUGUCAUCAGUUCAGUCUGUGUCGGCGCCCACGUCGCCGACAUUGGCAGACCUGCGCAAAGGUGCUGACGGGGUUGGGCCUAAGAGAUCCAAGUCCAACUCCAAGUCAUCCAGCCGCCCCGGUCCUGUCCGCAGAGUGGACUCGGAUGGCUGCCGUACGCGUGCGUCAAGCAUCUCCAGCAAGAGCAGCCACGCCACUGUGCAGAGCCUUAUGGCCUUCGCAGAACAGAGCCCUUAUGAGUUUGAGCAGUCCAUUCUGUUACUCAGGCUUGCUGACUCUGUGAAGAACGAGGCAGAAGACCGUGCACGUUCGACUGUAACCAAAGGCAGGUCGCGUUCCCGGCAUGGAACAGGCGAGUCUUCCGACUGGCAGUCUGAGCGCAAGUCAACGAAGACAAGAACGGCAGACUCAUGUGACUUCAACAAGCUGAGUUUGCCGAGGGGAUGCAAUUGCAUUCUCUCCAUCUAA
Molecule: messenger RNA, 492 nt
Organism: Symbiodinium sp. CCMP2592
Lineage: Eukaryota; Dinophyceae; Suessiales; Symbiodiniaceae
Source: the annotation of a GenBank genome assembly